Carya illinoinensis is the source of this 900-nucleotide messenger RNA. RefSeq lists its product as uncharacterized. The transcript has a single exon. NCBI's taxonomy places the organism in Eukaryota, Viridiplantae, Streptophyta, Magnoliopsida, Fagales, Juglandaceae. The record is from RefSeq and is a predicted model, not a curated record. Gene Ontology annotation, molecular function: catalytic activity. Bases 1 to 900 code for a protein of 299 amino acids.
AUGAAAACUAUAAGUUGGAACUCUCGUGGGCUUGGGAACCCACGAGGAGUUAGAGCUCUCUGCGACUUGGUCAGGAGAGAAGUUCCUGCUGUUUUAUUUUUAAUGGAAACAAAAUUGACUAGUAGACAGAUGGAAAGAAUUCGUGUGAGAGUUGGGUUUGAAUGUUGUUUUGUAGUGAAUAGUGAUGGAAGGAAAGGUGGUGUGGCAUUAUUAUGGAGGAAUGAAAUAAAGUUAUCUAUAAAAAGUUUCUCUUUGUUUCACAUUGAUGCAAAAAUUAGUGGGACUGAUGGAGGAAUGGAGUGGAAAUUCACUGGUUUGUAUGGACAUCUAGAAAUUGAAAAAAGAGAGGAAACAUGGAGCUUACUUAGAGCACUGAGGGAAGAAGGAAAUAUACCAUGGUUGGUAUGUGGAGAUUUUAAUGAAGUACUUAGUCAACAAGAAAAGAUGGGAGGCAGGCCACGACCAGAAAUGUUAAUGCAAGCUUUUAGAAGUGUACUUGAUGAUUGCAAUUUGAUUGAUUUGGGGUUUAAGGGCCAAAAGUAUACAUGGUGUAACAGAAGAUAUGAGGAUGGGGUGGUUAGUGAAAGACUGGACAGGUUUGUUGCUACUCCCAACUGGAAAGCAUGUUUUCCCCUUUCUCGAGUUGUGCAUGGUGUUGCUGCAUCUUCUGAUCAUUUGCCUAUCAUUCUUGUACCAAGCUCUGCUGAUAAUGAAUAUAGGCAUAAGCUAUUUAGACUUGAGGCAAUGUGGGUGGAGGAUGAUGAAUGUGGUGAUGUUAUUUCACGAUGUUGGCAAGGAACUCAUGAAAAUAGGCCUAUUGGUUCUAUAAUUGACAGACUAAGCAUAUGCAGUAAGGGGCUGGAGGCAUGGAACAGACAGAAGUUUGGGCAUGUGAAAUAG